Molecule: messenger RNA, 2088 nt
Organism: Misgurnus anguillicaudatus (oriental weatherfish)
Lineage: Eukaryota; Metazoa; Chordata; Actinopteri; Cypriniformes; Cobitidae
Gene: pex2
Product: peroxisomal biogenesis factor 2
Biological process (GO): protein import into peroxisome matrix
Cellular component (GO): peroxisomal membrane
Molecular function (GO): zinc ion binding
Source: RefSeq, a predicted model, not a curated record
CUCAUAACGCUGCAAAAUGCGAUUGGAUGCGUGUUAUCAAAAUGCUCUUUGCAAUUGGCUCAUCACAUUUGAAGGCGUGGUUUAACGGCAUAACCCGGAAACGAAGAAGAAGCUUAGUUCCGACCAUAGGCUGUCGUUCUUGUCAUGGCUGAAGCUGGAGGUGACAAGCCAUCCGUCGAUGCCGGCCCAAGCCCCUUAUCUCGGGUUUUGAGAAUCAGUCAGCUGGAUGCUUUUGAACUGGAUGGGGCACUGGAACAGCUUGUUUGGUCACAGUUCACCCAGUGUUUCCAGCAUUUCAAGCCUGGGCUUCUGACCCCUGUGGAACCAGAACUGAAAGCCCUGCUACAGCUUCUCUUGUGGAGGUUCACAGUCUACUCCAAUAGCGCCACAGCGGGCCAAUCGCUUCUCAACAUCCGCUACAAAGACGUUCUGGUAUCGGGACUGAAGUAUAGGUCCAUAAGCCGACAGAAGAAGCUCUGGUUUGCUCUGCUAACUAUAGGUGAUAAGUGGCUGAGGGAACGUUCCCAUAGUUUGUUCCUCAGUCAGCCUGCGGAGUCCAACAUCCACAAUGCGGGCAAACUUCUGUCCGUCAUCACGGGCUUCAUCAAAGCAGCCAGUCUGGUCAACUUUCUUCUUUUCCUCCAGACUGGAACCUAUCCUACCCUAACAGAAAGAUCGCUGGGAGUGCAACCUGUAUUCAUCCGAUCCCAAGGACCGAGGGACGUUAAUUUUCAAUACCUGAACCGAGAGCUUUUGUGGCACGGAUUUGCAGAGUUCCUCAUUUUCCUGCUACCUCUCAUUAACGUGUGGAAACUGAAGGCUUGCCUGUCCACCUGGUUCACUCCUGUAAAGGAACUGAAGGAAGGAAGUUCAGAGGACACCUUUUACAAGGAGUGUGCCAUCUGCGGGGAGUGGCCCACCAUGCCCCACUCAAUCGGCUGCGACCAUGUGUUCUGCUACUACUGCCUAAAGAGCCACACCAUCGCCGAAGUCUCCUUUACCUGUCCUAAAUGCGGUGUGGAUGCGACUGGAACGAUCCAGCCGGUCAUGCUUCAGAUAGAGAUGACUGAGUUGCAUCAGAGUCGAGUUCCCGCAGGAAGACCGUGAUUGACUUGAUCUUGAAUUCUCUGCUGUAUGUGUAUUUCAAGUGUCGAGCGUUUGAGUCGAUCACAGAGAUUGGUUGAUGAAAGCACACGGCUCGUGCCUUUUUACUGAAACGAGAGUAUUUGUUGCCAUGAAAUAUGCAGAGUUUUGUACAAAGACUGACUGGAGACGAACUUAAUGAUGUAAAAUUCUCAAACAACAUCAUUUGUGUCGCUAAUUUAUUCAUCCUCAUUAAAGUUUGAUAAAUAAAGUGUAUCAGAGGUCCACUUUUCGGCGUUCUCGGAUGGAGCGCUGAGCAAAUGAAUAAACAUCAAAACAACCCUUUGCUCAACUGCCUGCACGAUCCAAUUCCCCUCAUCCCCUAUGAAGUGAAAAAUUUGCACAAGAUCAAGGAGAGGCCAUGAUAGCACCGGGGGGCUAGUUGGGUUGGAUGCAGAUUGACAGACAUUCCAUUAUAAUCUCCUUCGCCCUUCUUAAUACGCCAGUAAACUGUAACAAACCCAAGUAGGACCAGUGCACAUUUUCAAGCAUAUUAUACUCUAAGCCUAAUAAUGACUGCAAAGAUGGGUAUUUAUUCUAAUGUUAACUCUCUCCAGUGAGCCAUGCCUCGGGCCAAACACAUCCGAAUAGCCUGCUGGAAUCUCUCACUUCGUUUUUUUGACCACAUUGACUUAAUUGACCAUUGUGCAGGCAGUCACUUCUCUGGGCAUGAGGGGUCCUGUGGUUUUCUGUGUUUUGUAAUCGCCUUUGUUCACAUGUGCCAUGUUCAAAUUUGGAAGAAGACACACAGGACCGCUCAGCCCUUGUGUGUGUUCACUGAUGUUAUUCGACAGGACCACCACGAAGUCUAGUUCUCACCAUAUCCAGUACUAUGCAAGUUUACUCAUGCACUCGGUUAAGAAAUGUUCAAAAGAUACUUAAUGUGAAACAGAAUACAGUUAUAAGCUUUGUUUUGUUUCACAGGAUUAAAGGAAUUAGCCGCCA